Molecule: messenger RNA, 841 nt
Organism: Actinia tenebrosa (Australian red waratah sea anemone)
Lineage: Eukaryota; Metazoa; Cnidaria; Anthozoa; Actiniaria; Actiniidae
Product: cubilin
Source: RefSeq, a predicted model, not a curated record
AUGAAUCAAACAACAGCUCUGGAUUCAGAGCAGAAUACCGUGUGUCCAUACCACAAGCUACAACUACACCAAGGGGUGAAUAAAAUUUGCCGAAUAUCCUCUUUAACUACGCCUACAGAAAUACCUACAAUGUCCACCGAUACAACAACAAUGGCGUCUACAACAUCUUGGUCUGCACCGAGCGGCUCACCGCCCACAUGGCCUUAUGGUAAGUAUACUCUUCUCAAGCCCAGGACAGGAUGUCCUGCAGGAUGGGAUGACAAGGGAUAUCUUUACCAAGACACAAUAGAUACAAACCCAAGUAAUAACAGAUCACAAACCUUACACAUCGAUGGAAAAGUUGCUCGCAGUCAUGUGAAGAGACAUUUUUGCAGCAAGACAAACAAAGACGGUGAAACUUAUGGAAAAGUGCCAUAUCAUGAGCUUGGGAACAGAAAGCAUCAGGGAAUCACCAUGUUCUACUGCUAUUAUGAAAGCUGCAAGUACAUAUUGAGAGACAAGAACGGUACUUUCCAGUCCCCUGGAUUCUCUGGUAAAUACCCGGAUGGACAGCUGUGCUCGUGGAGGAUCAUGGUCCCUGUUAAUCACACUGUGCAAGUUCGCUUCACUAACGUCUCUUUGAAUGACAACGACACUUUGAGAUAUUCUGAAAGAUACUCUACAAGAAGCAAUGGAAGUUUUAGAUCGUGGCAUACGAUUCCCCUUCAUUCAACGGUACCGUUUUCGUUGUCAGCUGACAGUGAACUACUGUUCGUCUUUAGUUCGGAUGAAUCAAAGACCAGCUCUGGAUUCAGAGCAGAAUACCGUGUGUCCAUACCACAAGCUACAACUACACCAAGGG